UGCGCAGUGCCUUGUGCAAGUUGACCCUCGUGAACAAGCAUGAGUACUCGCAACAAAGUAGCAACUAGCAAUAAUUAGCUGCACAAUAGGCUAUCAAAGUCAAUUUUGUUGUCUCAUCUUUCCUCGAAAUUAUCAUGAUCAGUAAAUCUUUCUGAACGCAUAUUUCUUUUGUUGCUUACCAUGAAUAUCUUUGUUGAAUUCUGCUUGGUGUCGUGCAAAGUUCUCUGGACUUUUGUGUUGGCUGGAACGAGAUGGCUCGUGCGUCCAAAAGAGAAGAAUGUAAUGGGUCAGGUUUGUGUGAUCACUGGGGCAGGAAGCGGUCUUGGAAGACACUUUGCCAAGGAGUUUGCCCGAAGAGGUGCUACGGUUAUUCUUUGGGACAUCAAUUGGGAAAGUAACGAAGAGACUGCUGAGAUGGUGCGACAAAUCUACAGCGACUUUACCAAUAGGAACCCCGAAGGUUCAGUGGAUGGUGAGGAGGGAGAUGUAUCUCAGAUUCAGCCCCAGGUCUACACUUAUCUGUGUGAUGUAAGCAAGAGAGAGGAGGUGUACUUGACCGCAGAUAAGGUGCAACGUGAAGUGGGCAACAUUGAUAUCCUGAUCAACAAUGCCGGGGUGGUCUCAGGACGUCACCUGCUGGAGUGUCCAGAUGAACUCCUAGAGCGCACCAUGAUGGUCAACUGCCAUGCUCACUUUUGGACUACCAAGGCUUUUGUUCCCAAGAUGCUCGAGCUGAACCAUGGGCACAUCGUGACGGUAGCCAGCUCCCUGGGUCUGUUCACCACUGCUGGUGUUGAGGACUACUGUGCCAGCAAGUUUGGUGCUAUAGGUUUUCAUGAGUCCCUCAGCCACGAGCUGAAAGCUGCUGAGAAAGACGGGAUAAAAAUGACGCUGGUCUGUCCUUUCUUAGUUGAUACUGACAUGUUCAAAGGGUGUAAAAUCAGGAAAGAGAUUGCCCCACUCUUCCCUCCGUUGAAGCCAGAGCAGUGUGUGCAACAGGCAAUGAGGGCUAUCCUAACAGACCAGCCCAUGAUCUGUACGCCUCGGAUUAUGUACAUGGUUAGUUUCAUGAAGACUGUCUUGCCCUUUGACGCCAUCGUUUGCAUGUACCAGUUUCUUGGAGCAGACAAAUGCAUGUACCCGUUCCUGGCUCACCGGAAGGAGUCCAUGAACAACAAUGAAUCCAAGCUGCCUGCCAUCAUGCAGCUGCCACUGGAGAAAAAAUAAUGUUACAUAUACCCUUUGAAACUCAGAUUUAUCAGAUGGAGAGGUUUCCCACAUUGUCCCUCUGGAACAAACUACAUAUGCUGUGUACUUUAUUAAGGGUUCACAUUGGUUCUUUUGGUUUCUUUAAACCAGUUUUUGUAUUUGUUUUAAACAUAAUAAUUGAUAGUAAAUGCGUAAAUGUCAUUGUUUUGUAGACACUCACUGUGUAUCCCUAUCCCGCGCUUUGUUCCAUGGUGGCCGGCUUGAUCAUUCCUCACGCAGUGCCUUAUUCUGGUUGCCUUUGAGUCAUUAAAUUGUUUUUUGUAUUUUGCAUUGUAUAAAUGAGUUUUGUGUAGAAUGUCUUCAUUUAGAAAACAGAUUUUGGGGAAAGAGUCCUUUCACUCGAAGUGCCACAUGUUUUUGAAUGUGGACACUCCCUAGAAUGCUGCCCCUGUGUGCAUAACUUGUGUGUUAAUUUCUGGGGAUCCUUCCAGGCUACGACAUAGCUGAAAGCAAUUUAUCUGUUUGGGAUACAAAAGAGAAAACAAAAGCUAAGCAAUUAACAAUGAGAUACUCAUCUGCAGACAUGUGCAGUAUGUGACAGCACUGUCACUAACCUGAACAGAAUAACUAUUUCUAUAAUUACCAUUUCAAGACUUCACAAAACUAUAGACAGAGGACUGGAUCUACCGUGGCAGUCAUUCACCUAUUUUUCAAGUCUUUUUUUUUUUUCAGAACUGGAGAUGAGACCCUGUAUUUGUUAUUGUACUAUGUCCUAACUGUACAUGGAAAUAUCAUGUGCAACUGAUUCUGUACUUGGAACUCCAGUGAGAUGAACCACUGCAGUUUUCUCAUUUGGAUUGUCCUAACAAGUCAACAAAAACAACUUGACUGAGGUUGUAUUCAUCAGAGAAAGCCUAAGGACAUGUUGCAGCUCUGAGUAUCAGUAGGAAGAUUAAGUAACUGGGAACCAAUUUUAUAAGUGAGCUGUGCAAUUGAAUCAGAUAACCUUUCAAUAUUAAACAAUAUAGUUAAUCAAAUAUUGCAGCUUAUAAAUAGCCUGCAUAUUUGAUGCUGAAGAUUGAG
Molecule: messenger RNA, 2292 nt
Organism: Oncorhynchus mykiss (rainbow trout)
Lineage: Eukaryota; Metazoa; Chordata; Actinopteri; Salmoniformes; Salmonidae
Product: retinol dehydrogenase 10-B
Cellular component (GO): lipid droplet
Molecular function (GO): oxidoreductase activity, acting on the CH-OH group of donors, NAD or NADP as acceptor
Source: RefSeq, a predicted model, not a curated record